Molecule: messenger RNA, 1207 nt
Organism: Chara braunii
Lineage: Eukaryota; Viridiplantae; Streptophyta; Charophyceae; Charales; Characeae
Source: the annotation of a GenBank genome assembly
CGGCAGAUUGAGGAACUCGCGGUAGCAACCAUGAAGGAAGGGCUUGACGUCGUGAAAUCGGAGAAGGAGGAGAAGAAAAAGAGGAAAAUGGAGAAACAGGAACGAUUGGAGAGAGACGAAGAAGAAAGACUAACAACUGAGGAAGCACGCCAAACGACUAUUCGACAGGCCGAACGUAAAGAGGAGAAGUUAAGGAAGGAGAUGGAGAAAAGAGAGGCAUUGAGAAAGGAAAUGCUGAUGGAAAUCUCUCUCCAUAUGGGCCGGUUGGGCGAAUCGUUACAAAGCAGAUAUGAACGGGAUGUGAAGGCGCGAGUGAAAGGGAAACAACGAGUAGUUGUGUCGUCAUCAGAUGAUGACUAUGCCGAAUUUUAUGACAGUGAUGUCGAUACGCUUAGCUGCCAAACGGAGAAACUCGUUAUCACCGAGAAACGCACAUGGAGUACCGAGAAGCCAGUGGGGGAUAGUCCUCCCAUGCAGACACCGGCGAAGCGCGUUGCCAAUGGAGGGAGGUGGGGAGGAGGAGGAGGAGGAGGAGGAGGGGAGGAGGGGGAGAAGGAUGACCGCGUCCUUGGUGGCCGGGGGAGGCGCGCCGGCUUACUGCACACGUCGCCGACGUUGAGAGCUCUCGCAGCUGAAGGACGAACACGUGGCGGAACAGGGAAGGUCUGACAUGCGGCCGGCUGCUUAUGGGAGUCGCUGCUUUUGGGCGGCGGCGUCUUCGUCGGAAUAUACGUGAUUCUGCCUGCCUUUUCUUUUUUCCUUCAUUCUCUUUCCUUCCCUCUUUCUCCCCUCGCUGCCUCUCCCUGUUCCCUUCUCUCCAUCUUCCCUUCUCUCUCUCUCUCUCUCUCUCUCUCUCUCUCUCUGUGUCUAUCUCCCCCUUCGUCUUUCUCCUCUCUGACGCCGGUGUAGCAGGCCAGGUAGGCGGGCGAAUCUCCCUUUCCACACCUCGUUUCGAUCGCUCGGUUGGGCCGGCGGAUCGCGGGCGUAGGAGGCGAGCGAGAGCGGCAAGAGGUCCUUCGUGCGGCAGGAGGGUUGCCGGCCACCCUUGCCUUCCCUUUCUGAGCGUGCGGUUGCCCGCUUGCUGAGCCUGUUUCCGUGUGGGUGUGGGUGUGCCUGCGUGUGUGUGUGUGUGUGUGUGUGUGUGUGUGUGUGUGUGUGUGUGUGAGAGAGAGAGAGAGAGAGAGAGAGAGAGAGAGAGAGAGAGAGA